AUUUUGCAAAUCCGCCUCCCUUUCAUCUGCCCAAGCAAAGACGGGUGGAAGCCAAAGCACAAACACAAGCACGGCCACGCACAGAGGGUGUUAGAGAGAGAUGGGGAAGAAAGCGAAAACCUCAAGAAAAGGAAAGAAAGCAUGGAGAGCGAACAUUAGCACAGAAGACAUCGAUAAUUUCUUCGAGAAAUCAACAAAAGACGCUCUUACUGGCGGCUCUCUUGCACAUGUCGAAACCGACUCCCUCUUCUUCGUCGACAAAUCCAAAGAUCUUUCUGUGAAGCGGAAAAUUGAGAAACACAGGGAGAAAGUGCUUCGGUGCGACAGUGUGCUGCAGAAAAACCCUUUUGUUCAAGCGGUGCCCUCAUCUUCGCUGAAGAGAUGCAAGAAAAACAAUAAGAAUAAGAAAGAUUCUGAAGCAAAAGAUGCGACUCAAGAUGGUUCCAAGGAUGGUGCUGUUUUGGGUUCAGAGAUGGCUGAUAUAUGGGAAAAAGAAGGCGAAUGCGAUGCCAUAGCUAGAAAGAUAUCCAAACCUUCAGUUAUUCCAGCUGUGGAAGUUGAGCCUCCAGGAUGCUCAUUCAAUCCUUCAUUUGAAGCUCAUCAGGAUUCUUUGGCUCAAGCUGUUGCAACAGAAAUGCAGAAAGUUUAUCAAAAUGAGCUGGGACCUCAGCCUGUCCCUUUAACUGUUCCUGGACAAGUAAUUGAUGAAGAAGAUAUGUACUUUCUUGAUGCGGAUAAUGGGAAUGAUGGUGAUGGUGAUGACACCGAUGAAGAGAUCUUGAAUGAGAAUGAGGAUUCUGCACAAGAGCAAAGGCCCACUCAAACAAAGAGGGUGACACGAGUUGAGUUGAAUAAGAGAGCAAGGCGUAAAGAGCAGGAGAAAAAAGAAGCAGAAGUCAAGAAGAAACAGAAACUUUCUAAAGGAAUUGACAGUUUGCCAGAUAUCAUUCAGGAAAUAGCAAAAGAGGAUGAGGAGAAGCAUAAGAGAAACAUCCGGAGAAUAGUGGCUAAGCAAGAAAGACUAAAGGCGCGUCCACCUCGCCUGGGAAGGCACAAGUUUGAGCCUGCCCCUAUUCAAGUACCGUUAUCUGAAGAGAUUACUGGAUCCCUCCGGAAAAUAAAGGGUUGCUGCACCUUAGUAAAGGAUCGAUUUAAAAGCCUGGAGAAAAGAGGAUUGGUUGUUCCAACAGCCAAAACCAAAACCAAAAGGAAGUAGAAAGUGGUGGUUUCAUCGGUAGGGAUUCCUUGGUAGCUUUUACCGAGGCUUAGGUGUACCUCAUGGCAUUAAAGUACGAGAAGAAAGCGACCUUUUGAUGACGAAGGGAUAGCUUUACAUCCUGAUACUGAAGAUUUUGGCCUAUGUUAUUGAGUUUAUUACUACUUUCAAGCAAAUUUUGACUUACUUUCAGACGGAGUCAUGUACCAAGUUAAAUUGUUCUGCGUUUGCCUAUUAUUGAAGAAAUAGAUUAUUUAUAAUCGAAGCAAGAGAAUGCAGUGUAGUUUGUUAUUUA
Molecule: messenger RNA, 1511 nt
Organism: Populus euphratica (Euphrates poplar)
Lineage: Eukaryota; Viridiplantae; Streptophyta; Magnoliopsida; Malpighiales; Salicaceae
Product: Nop53 protein
Exons: 12
Coding region: 101-1216 (371 amino acids)
Biological process (GO): rRNA processing; ribosomal large subunit assembly
Cellular component (GO): nucleolus
Molecular function (GO): 5S rRNA binding
Source: RefSeq, a predicted model, not a curated record